AUGGCCUGUGAAUCUUCUGGGAAACCUCUGCCGGAUGUAGCAUGGAUUAGAAAUGGAGUACUGGAAAGUUCAGGGAAGAAAGUUACGUUUUUAAAAAUCGAUAAUAUAAACAGAGCAGAUGCAGGACAAUAUACGUGUCGAGCCAAUAACUCAGUGGAAGUCACUUCUAUUGACACAUCAAUUGUAGUUCAGUGUAAGUAUAUUUUAACCUUAAUUUUCUACUUCUGAAUUUACUUUGUUUACGGUGCGAAUCCUGUUAUUGGUGUCAGUUACCCAGGACUGGCAAAUCUGUUCAAAAGUGAAAGGCAACAGCAUUCCACAUCAAGUCCUUGUCGGCUUUGUAUACAUUGGUCCCAAUUAUUGGUUUUGGACAACUGAAUUUGCGUGGAAUCAUUGCUCAUGUUAUUUUACUUCGAAGGAUGUGACAUUUUUUGUCAUAUCACUGCUUCAGUUGGACUGUGUUUAACUCAGGAAAUGGCUUAAGACCAUUUCCGAAUCAUUGUGACAAUCCAAAAUUCACUCCGUUUGACUAGCGCACAAAGCUAGCGCAUAUUCUGAUUCUGUGUGAGGGCUCUGGUUGGGGCUUAAUGGAAAGCUGAGAAUUGGUCAAAAUUCUGUCAGCUGAGAAAUUACAGUUUUCUUUACUAAUAGCUGAGAUUAGCUAAUAGGUGCGAAAAUCGGCUUAAACUAAAACUGCGUACCUAAGAUUUGCGCACAUAUUUGCAUGUGUGACAUUCGAGAUAUAUUAUUUCAGGGUGAGAAUCCAUUUUAUAUUUAAUUAUUCGUAAGCCUUGCCACCCUAUGCUAAAUACUCGACUGCCAAAUAACACAAAAGUGACGGACUGUACUAUGGAAUGAUUACAAGCUUCACUUUUUUGCUCAUUUAGAGACAGGGAAAGGAAUGACAAAUCCUGCACUCGAGUAAUUGAUUUCUAUGGCUUUCUGGUUUUGAAGGUUGUGUAACCUGCCAGCACUAUGCCGCCCCCAUAUGAGAGAUGUCUAAUUGUUUCAGCGUUCACAUCUCCUCAGAUAUUGGACCCCUGUUGUUCAAUACAAAGCAAGUUUACUGAAGUCCAUACCUCACCCUUUCAUCAUUCAUUAUUUAAUUUUAGUGGCUCACAGCCAAUUUGAUUCGUUCAUAGGUCUAUUUAUAAUUUGGAAAGCUUUCUGUUCUUAUCAGAUAAAGAAAAAAACAACCAACCAAAAAAAAUACAAACAAAAACGACGUAAAUGUCCAGAAAUGGCAUUUCGCCCAAGCCAUUGUAGCAUUAGGGUUUGCUGCUCUCACCAAUCACAUUAUGGCUUUAGGGUUUUCAAAAGAAAUUAAAGAUAUGAAGUUUUUGCUGAUGGAGUGAAAUGAACCUGUUAAAUUCUUGUGGAAACUAGCUGCUUAUCUUGAUACAAGUAAUCCAAACUAUUGCGACAGAAUUUACAAUGUCCAAUUUACAGUAUUGUGCAAAAGUAACGCAAACGAACUUCGACAAAUUUCCUGGCUUUUCGUGGCUUUUCGAGGAAAUUUCGCUGCGAACGAAAUUUCCGCGAACUUUCGAGGCACCUAUCGUUUUAGUACGUCGAAAUUACGGACGAUAUUUCGCUGUGGACGCUAGUGAGUUGCGAACUCAAGAGGGAAAGUUCGCUCUUCUCAAAAGUUCGGCGCGAAAUUUCGAGAGAAAAUUCGCUCUAAUUAUUAUAGCGAAGUGUAGUCCAUGUAUUGUUGUAAUGAAUUGCAGAAAUAUUCGAAAUCAGUCUCAUCCACUCAAGUAACUAUUCUAUUGUUCCUUCCUGUUGAAACAUCAGUGAAUAUUUGAAUGUUGAUGUGAUCCGAACAGCCAGCUGUUCGAGUCUCAGUACAAACGACCACACAAACACUCCAGGCAAGUGGAACUUAAACUGGGUGCCAUUUUUUAUGAUAAACUUCUUCAUAUAACAACAGUUGAAAUUCCCGAUUUGUAGGCGAGACUCCGCGCGAGGAAGCGAGACGUGAACUGUUCGCAACCAUGGCAACGCAUGGUAUACCAAUGCUUCGUAAACAAUUCUCUCAUUCAUUCAUUGAUCUCGUAGCUCUCUGGUCGUUGCUAUGCCAAAAUUAUCGAACUAUACUAGAACUCGAAUCGAGCUCCUGUAUAACCAGGGCUUUCAUCCAGCUGGAAUAUUUAAAACCUUGAAAAGCGAAGGGUUACAAGUGAGCCUUUCAGGCGUCACUCGCUUAAUCAAGAAGCUGCGUCUUACUGGCUCCGUAGCAAUGACCAAUGAAUAAAGGCAGAGAAGUAUUUGUAACUGACUUUUGAGAUUCAACAUCCAAUUUAGCGACCAGUCGGAAUACGCGUGGUGCAACUUACAUCGGAUUUAUCGUUCUCUACAACGAAAAUAAAAUAGAUCAGUCGAACAAUGGGGAAGAUUUUCGUCAGGGUGAAAUUAGAAUACGAGUACCAAACGACACUAGGUUUCUCUUACUUGCAAAGUAAGUUUUCGAAUCCUCUUUCAUACUAUCCAAACUUCCCACGUUAAUAACGGAAUUCAAAUUUGUUCAUGUGUGAAUGUAAUCUGCGAAAACUAAAGAAACAUUCGGAUACCAUAUUGGCCAAAAACGUGUGUACUGUUCAUUGAAGUCAAAAGCGAUGCAGAAGAUUUACUAUUACAGCAGCAUCUGAUGACAAUGAUCAAAAAAGUUUGUUUUGUCUUUUCUGGUAUAAAACCAAACUUAAAGUCUUUAUUCUUGGUAAGUUCAUCGUGUCCUGUCGUGUACUUUGUGAACGUUAUAUGAAGGAUAGAUCGCGUAAACCGCAUCACAAACAAUUGAGUCUAUCCAGCGCGAAAUUUCGCGAUAAACCGACGCUUUUUAUCGCGAAAUUUCGCUAAAAUUUCAUUUCGAAGCGAAAAUUCGACGAAAUAGUGCUCUUUUUUCAGCAGAAAAUUCGCUCAAAAAGCCUCGAAUUGUCAUUCGAACUUUCGCACGAAAUUUCGAAGAAAGUUCGCGAGAACAAAAAACGAAACUCGGGCAUUUCGCUUGCGUUACUUUUGCACAAUAUUGUACAAAAAACAUUUACAACAGAAUUUGAAAACAUAAUGGAAGUUAUACUAAUAACAGCACUCAUUCGCCUCAGGCCCAGUGAAGAUUGUUGAAUAAUCGCUUCAACCUCGUCUUGGAGAUCGUUCAACAAUAUUCACUUCACCUUCCGCAAAUAAAUAUUAAAUGUACAGUACUGUGCAGAAGUAACGCAAGGAAAAUGUGCGAAUUUCGCUUUUUGUUGUAGUGAACUUUCGUCGAAAUUCCGGGCGAAGAUUCGAGUGAAAAUUUGAGGCUUUUUGAGCAAAAGUUCCGUUGACCAAAGAUGGCUAUUUCGUCGAAUUUUUCCUUUGAAACAAAAGUUCAUUGAAAUUUCGUGAUAAAAAGCGUCAUUUCGCUGCUUGGAUAGACAAGAAACUUAAGAUUCCGAAGAAGGGAUCAACUCUGCCUCCUUGAAAGGUAAUGCUGAAUCUAAAAUCUAAUGAUCACUACGCGUAAUUAAGUAUUGGUUGUAAAUGAGAGUCAGCGAUUAGCGUUGCCGCAAAACACAACAUGCGAAGUUUGGCGACAAAUUCUUCUAAAACUGAAAAAAUCUAUGUUUGCUGAUACUUACUUUUCCUUUUGGUUUUUCCUGUUUUUUUCCUUUCUGUUUGUAACCUUUCUUUCCCGCUGUUUCAUUUAUUUUUGCCAAGGGUGACUCUGGAAUCUGCAAGUAAGAUCAAAAUGUAAAUCUCUUCAAGUUAAUAAGUAUAGGUAUGUCAAACUUAAAGGCAGUCUAUUGAGCGAAUACUUACAAAUUUUCUCUUUGCUCUUGUUUGGCGUGGCGGCAGGUCGCUCUGUGUGAAAGUUUACUGAACCUCAACUUCCAGCGGUUGCAAUCCACAAUUGCUUUGUGCUCCUUGCGAGUAUUUCUAGGGAUCACCUUUACUUUCUGCCCCUCUUUAAGCGGGGACGAAUUGAUGAUUGUUGAACGGUAAAUGUCCGAAUACUGUUCACACUUCCAGAAGAUUCUAACAACUUUGUUUUCCAUGAUAGAUUUUCAAUUUUGAUGGUAGUAAUAAUAGUGGCUGAAGCGCACGACUUUGGGCUUUUACACUUCUCUUACGGCUAAGUCAGAUCGAAACGUCUGUAAUCUGAUUGGUCUCUUCUAGUUUACAUUGUCAUGCAAAUUACCUUGUUGUUUGCAGCUUUACGUUGAUAGUUACUUGAUAGUUUUGUCUCAGGUCGUUUAAAUUACAAAAAAAACAAAACAAAAAAGAAACAUGAUCAUUGAUCAUUCUUAACUUGCCCGUAAAGUAUUAUUAUUGCUAUCGGAAGAUAAUCGAAAGCAGUUUUCCUUUGUCUUGCUUCAUGAUGACGUUAGUUUCAAAUCCCGAGAAAUAGGUGGUGUUUGGAACUUAAAAUUUUCAAAGUUUGAUCCGUUUGCCAGCAGAGACUCCUAAAGGGAAGCAAGUUGCUUUCUGAAAAAUUUCAACGUGUUUGUGAUCAUUUUCAAUUUUCGCAUCCUUAAAACCAAAAAUUAGCUAAAAUUUAAGAUCUAACCUAACGUAUGAUUUACAUUUCAUUCGAUCUGAUAACGAAUUCCAUUCAUAAGAACGAAACUCAUGUCACAGGUUACGUUGUCACUCUUUGUGAUUAGAGUGGUUUAGCAAGAGGACGGGAACGUCAUUUCAGAACGGGAAAGCGCGCGGAUAAUCUGGACACGAUUCUAUUUCGACUUCUGGUGUUAGCGUUGCCGUUCUCCCCAUAAAUUUCAGGACGUCAUUUCGCUGGUUUUCCCGUCGUGAUCAAAACGCCUAGGAUUUCCGUUAAUUGUGCACUUAUAAACGAGAUAAUGCUGUUUGGAAUGAUUUCAGAACUCAUUUCCAGGACAACCAGGUUCCUUUCUUUGUUUUAUUCGGUGAAUUUGUGAAAAUUUACCGCUACAUUUAUUCUGGAUUCCCGAAAGGAAACACGAUCGUCAGCAAGCGAUCUAAGAUUUUAGGGCUCAGUUACCUUUUGUAAUUGAGCGUGGCUUUAAGCAACGCGAGGGCUUUUCUUUGAUACAUUUCUUAAACCAUGUAUGAAAACUCUAUGAACGGGUGCUGUUAAUUUUUAUCGUGAAUUAAUUCAUCUAUAAAUUAAACUUGCUUCAUGUUGAAGUUUAUCAAAAUGAAACAACUCGAAGGCUACCUGCUAUAUUAUUCAGUGUUAUUUGUUGUCAUUGUCGUUUUAACCGUAAUUUAAAAGUGUUCUGUUCAACACAACGCGACGGCGUUCUCGACCCAGUUUUUUCUCGGCAUUUUUGCUGCGCGCGCCGUUCUGAAAUGACGUUCCCGUCCUCUUGCUAAACCACUCUAUUAACACAAUGAAAGGACGCCAAGUCCGUUGCUGUGAACUUAAUGUAUUUAUACGCUCUUUAAAUGUUACAAUAUACUACUACAUCUUAGCUUUUAUUCUAUGUAAGUUUCCUGCGGUUCAAUAAACAUUAGCGAAAAUUACUCGACGAAAUUCACCUUGGUUUCGCUUUGCACAAACAGAUCAUAAUCUUCGCGAUAUCGACAUAUUAAAUUUCAUUUAACGGUUAACGCUCCAUAAUUGAGUGGCUACACACAACCUUAGAGUUUUUUUCUUUUGCUUUUUUCCCUUUUCGUAGCGCUUCACGCAAACUGAUUAUAAUCUUUGUCAUUUCUGCAUGUUUUGUUUGAUUGAACAAUUUUAGUGUGAGAAACGAAGUUUGUAAAUGACAUCCCACUGUUUAACUAUAUCAAUAUUGUAGAAAAUUAUUUGUGAUACAAAGAUCUUGUUGAUUAUGGACUUUCAUCAGGUUUGGUGGCUUCUAAAAGAGCCAUUUUCAGCGACCAACGAUGCGAUGUCAACAGAGAACUAGGUGGAGCAAGGCGCGGUGGCUCCAAACAGAGCCGUUUGUAAUAUUUCGCUUCGUUUGUAAUAUUUCCUCUCCCAGAACUUCUUUAUACAAUUUACAAGCUUGCUUGUUGUGAGGUUUUACUUUUAGCUCCAAAUAGAACUUGAGUUCACGCCACAAGGUUUCCACGGGCUUAAGGUCAGGACAUCUUCAGGGGCAGUACGCCACCAGUUGAUUUUUUCCUCCUAGAAGAGAGCUUGCGCUCGCCUACACGUGUGUAACAUUGGAAGUAUUUUUUUUUUCAUAUAUAUAUAUAUAUAUAUCAAAAUCUUAACAAUUUGAACCAAACAGUUUUAGGAAUUGUGUCUAAAGUUUCUAUUUCUUACGAACUUAAAUUUUUGGUCCAAGGUUUAGAACAUAGUGAAAUAAAAAAGAGAAUUCGGCUGUUGAUUUACUACAGCCAUAUCGAGAACCAUGUUAUUCUACCAAAAGCACAGUUAUCCAUUUCUGGUUUAAAAAUAAUUUCAGAUUUCCAACAGUUUUGGAUUAGCUAGAAGAAUUAGGUUGACAGAAGAAAAGAACGAUUUACAAAGCUUAAACCAUAUUCAAAAUAUCGCGUUCAAAAAUAUAUUUUAAGAACUUGAUAACACUUCUUGUCCUUCUCGUACUGAUUUACUUUCAUUUACUUUCAACAUCUAACUACGAUGCCAGUCAGCAGAAAUUGUAGAAAUGAUAUCAAUACAGUAUGGCAGAAUAUCCCGAAUUGUGUCUGGGAAAUUGCCUUCUUUUCAACGCGGUAGAAUUACUAUAAAGGUAUCCAGGAAUUUGUGAUGAAUUCCUACCUUCAUUUAGUUCCCUAAGGUUUUUCAUUCAAACAAGCAGUUUACUUACUAUUGCCCGUGCAAAUUUAAAAUACUUAUCAUAACUGUUUCAGACUCUCAGGAAGUAAAACGAGUGACGAUAGUAUAAACACAACCUGACCAAAAUCUCCCUGGUUUUCGUUUUGGUUUUUCGCUCUGCUGCUGCUAAAGCACUUCGCAACAGCAAACUUGAGGAAGCUUGGAUUGUUGACAAAAAACUGAAUGGUUUGUUUGCAUUUUUGGUAGUGGAGUCGAGCCAAAACAUCCGUGAUGAUUUUGAAGAUGGUCCUCUACCUAGAAGCAUACCUAUGAGGCCCUUAACUUGAGGUUUCUCUUAAAUUGAUCAAGGAAGGCUCUGUUCCUCAGGAAUUUCUUAGAUCAAUAUAUCAUCCUGGUACCGAUUGAGGAAAGUAAGGAAUGUCUUAGAUUCAAAUUUGUUUUCCGCUUUUUGCGAGAUGAGAUCCUCUCACGUGCAGCGUCUAGGGCACUGUUGCACUCGUCUCCUCGCUCAAAAUUAAGGAUUUUCAUCAAAAAUGUUUCAUGAGCGACAACGUUUUUAUUUCCAUUAAAACAUAAAGCUUGGCUUCACAAAUUGUUCAUUUUAUUAACAGAGGAUUUAAAAAUAGCUAUCUUCGUAAAAAAACAUAGUUGGUGGGGUAUUUUUCUUGCUGCAGUAAUGCUGUUGUUUUCAGUGUGCAAUGUGUAAGUUAAAGUAUUAUGCUUAUAGUCUAACCAUGGCUAAAUGACUUGCUAAAAUUUUCCAUCUCCAAAGCGUUAUGUUUUCUGCCCACGGCACUCCAUGGACUGAUAAAAGAUUAACCCUUCUUUGUUGCAUUAUCAUGCACCCUCUAGACUCUAAAAGAGGCUAUGAUUUAUAACCAGGCGAAAUGUAUGAGCGAUGAAAUAAACUGAGAUGAAGAUUUUGAAUUGAUUUUAAUUUUUAGACAAACCAGAAGGUGUGAAGCUCACUACCAAUGCUGCACAAAAUACCGUCACUGAAGGAGACACUGUUACAUUCAAGUGCAUAGUUAUGGCUGCUGUGCCACAAGUGUCAAUUUACAAGUUCUAUUUCAAUGGCAGCCUCCUAAGGGAGAACAGCAACAGUGAGUAUACUCUCAAUAACGUCAAUCGAUCUCAGCACCAUGGCGAAUACAAAUGUGUCCCACAUAAUGACGUUGGAGUUGGAGCAAAAGCCACCGUGAGACUUCACAUAAAGGGUAAGUAG
Pocillopora meandrina is the source of this 7937-nucleotide messenger RNA. Lineage: Eukaryota; Metazoa; Cnidaria; Anthozoa; Scleractinia; Pocilloporidae. The record is from the annotation of a GenBank genome assembly.